Molecule: messenger RNA, 2210 nt
Organism: Physcomitrium patens
Lineage: Eukaryota; Viridiplantae; Streptophyta; Bryopsida; Funariales; Funariaceae
Source: RefSeq, a predicted model, not a curated record
UUGUCAAACCAAGUUUUCCAAAGUAAAAUGAAAAUUAUAAGUAUUACAUUACAAAUUAUAAUAUGGUAUCAGUCACAGUGUUUCGUCAUCCAGAUUAGGUUGUUCGUUUGCAGGGAUUAGUGAAUAAUCACCUUCAUUUCCAGACGUGGAUUAAGGCUUUCAUUUUUACACGUUAUCGAAUUGGAAAUUGCGGCGUCUGUUGUGAUUCUAGGUGCUUCAGCUGCUGGUUUAGAGAUCAUUCCUGCAACGACAGGUUUCGGGACUCGAAACAGUUGUGCUUAUUCAUUGCUCACCAUGGCAGAAUCCUUUCUCGUGGCAAAAGAACUGCAUGCAAUGGUAUCAGUGUCAACCUUCGGAGGCUCACGCUUGUAUUCAACUCGGAAAGAUACAGUGGUGUUCGGUUGCUCAAGAUAGGAAAACAUGUCAAUGACAAUAGUGCUCUGGUUUGGAUGAUCACCUUGUGUCACCGAUACACAGAUCCUGUGCACCCUUCAGAAGAUGUGAGGCCUGAGCAUUCAGGAAGCUCCGCAUAAGACGCGGUCCAGCUGCAGAUGCAAAGAGAUAUCAUGCACAAGCCUUACCACAUCUCCCAGUCAUUGGGUGCACAUCAUUCGAAUCCCAUUGCAGAUAUGUCCUGCUUAAUAUUCCUUCCACAUUGCAGAUGAGUCGCUAGGAUUUGCAGACGAACUGCUGCCUUGGCAGUCACGAAGGAGAUCAUCGACGGUUGGAUCUGGUAUCCUAUAUUUAGUUCAAACCCGUGUAGAUCCAACCUCAAUGAAACGUUGACUCGCCUUGGAGGUGUUCAUGGAUCUGGCGAAUUGUCACGACGUUUUAGGGCAUGGCGACUUCGAUGAUGAUGGCCACUGUCUUCACGCUUCUCAAGUUAGAGUUGCAUGCAACAAAGAAAUGCACGAUGCUUUCGACAUUAGCGUAUGGGCAAUGGAAGUCAUCGAACUCAUACUGGACAGAGCAGUUUGGCAGCCGCCUAAAUUCUCAACCCUCGACCGAUACCUUCAUCAUCAAUAUGAAACCCUUAAUUCCGGAUGGACCGAUUUCGACGAAGAUGGAAAACCACGUGCAGAUGCUCCCUGGCUAGAGGAGGAUCGUAUCUCCAGAAAUCCCAAUCCAAAGCCCACGUUCAACCAAGUCGAAGGAACGAUCACCGCGGCUAAGAAGAAGCAGUCCAGGGGCUGGAGGAGCACGAAAACGUCUUCGAACAGAGAGCGAAAUCUCUACAUCGAGACCAAUUCUAUGAUCAGCAGUAUGCAGAAACAGCGCCGAGACCAUGGAAGAACCCUCCCUGUCUUCCGCGACGAGCGGUUCGGGAAGCUUCCACUCUUUAUGGAUGUGGUGCCGCGCUUGAAAAGCCACUUCUAUCCGAUGGUUGUGAGGGACGAUGUCUCCAAGCAAGAAAUGCACAUAAACUUCAAUGUGGAGAUACAAGACUUCACGACCCUCUCCGAGUUCUUAAAACAUAAACAUCGUAAACGUCUGGCUGAUUUUAAUAAACUGCCGAAACAGAUUUGCAACUAACCUCCCUGCUCACCGUCCACACUCAGACAGAUCUACAUCUAGUACUCCUUGUUAUUCCAACACCGAAUGUGAGCAGGUACUUUCUAAGUUCCAACCAACAUGAGAGCGUUCGACAUCACAAGUCUGAUUAUCUACCAUGAGGAGCUGUCAAUCAUCUUACAAAUCCCCAAUUUAAUCUAAACAUUUAGAAGAGUUUCGAGAACGGAAAGCAUGAAACACGAGGUCAAAACCCAGAGCACAACACAGUCUGUGAACAGGAUUUGGUGCUCCAUGUGAUGACUUCUCAGCAACCGAAGUUGACGCAGACAGAGCUACUGCAGACACAAGAUUUGGUUUCUCACCAUUCACGAGUCAAUAACGCCCCGACAGCUGCAAAAGCAGCUUGGUCUGAACGCCUGUAGUGGAAGCAUGGACAGUGUUUGCUAAAAGGUUUUGGGAUUCUUCACUCCAGAAUGGCAACAGUCGAUCGUUUCACAGCUGCAUUCGGGCGGAGUCCAGGUGCUUCCAUAUCUCAUGUGAACAAGAGUGUGUCGAUCCCAAUCACACUGAAAAAAAUUUGUGCAUGGUUAGUAAACUUGCAGUUUGGCGAUGGGGGCAUGCAAAGCUUCGGCUGUGAGACUUUGGAAGUUCUCUUCAUCAUGGAAGUCUCAUUGUGGUCUAUAUAUUAAUAUGGGUAU